AUGUCUACAAGAGGCAUGUGGUCAUCAGCAAUUGUGCACUUUGAAGAUCAUGCUAUUGCAGGAGAACAUGCAGCUAAAAUAAUUAAUUUACCAAAUGAUAUGUCAUCAUGUGAAUUAUAUAUAAUUGUAGCACAAAUGGGAGUUAAACUUGUUAUUUUUCAAGAAAUUCAUAUGAAAAAAAAACAAAAGAAUGGCAAUUGCAACAUUAGAAGUGCAGAAAGAAAAGCAACAAUUAUAGGUCAAGUCUGGGAAGCUGGUGAUUUAAAGAUUAAAAUAGUAGAUACAACAACAAAAACAUGCCAUCAAUAUCAUGCAGAGGAUCAUUUGAUAUUCAAAUGUCCAGAUCAUAUAGAUCUAGGCACAGGAUACUCUGAUGCUGUUAAAAGAAAUGUGAACAGGGAUAAAGGAAAUAAGGAAGGGGACAAUAUAUUAGAUAUUAAGCAACACAAUAACAACAUGGAAGAGAAAGUCCAAGCUUUGGAAGAAUAUGUGGGAAAAGAAAAUUUUGAUGAAGCAAUGGAGGAAGAUGAAGAUUUAGAUAAUACUGUGGAGGAAGUGUUGAAUGCAACUACUGAAAAUAUAAGAACAAAAGAAAAACAAGUAACACAAAUAGAGCAAAUAGCAGAUACUGUUAAAAUGUUAGCAAAUUUAAUACCAGAGUUAAAACAAUCUAAUGUUGAAAUACAAAAAAGAUUAGAAAGAAUGGAAAAUAGGUCUUAUCUAUCUAAAAAAACUGGAAAUAUAGGAAGUAUUUCCUAUUAA
Molecule: messenger RNA, 762 nt
Organism: Diversispora eburnea
Lineage: Eukaryota; Fungi; Glomeromycota; Glomeromycetes; Diversisporales; Diversisporaceae
Source: the annotation of a GenBank genome assembly